Aspergillus homomorphus CBS 101889 is the source of this 921-nucleotide messenger RNA. Its product is annotated as dihydrodipicolinate synthase family protein. Gene Ontology annotation, biological process: N-acetylneuraminate catabolic process. The transcript has a single exon. The record is from RefSeq and is a predicted model, not a curated record. NCBI's taxonomy places the organism in Eukaryota, Fungi, Ascomycota, Eurotiomycetes, Eurotiales, Aspergillaceae. Bases 1 to 921 code for a protein of 306 amino acids. Gene Ontology annotation, molecular function: N-acetylneuraminate lyase activity. Gene Ontology annotation, cellular component: cytosol.
AUGACAGUCAACGGCUCCUUCUCCUCGACCCCGACCCUGCACGGGAUCAUGGUUGCCCUGAUCACUCCCUUCAACGACGACCGCACCCAGAUCGAUGGCCCUCGAUUGAAAGCACACAUGGACCACCUCAUCGCCGCGGGCGUGCACGGCCUCGUCCCAGGCGGCAGCACCGGCGAAUUCACCACACUCUCCCGCGCUGAGCGCAAACAAUUAACCGAGCUCUGCGUCGAGUACGCGGCGGGGCGCGUCCCCGUCGUCGCCGGCACAGGCAGCACGUCGACCGACGAGGCGGUCGAGCUGGCCGUGCACGCCGCGCAGGCCGGCGCCGCCGCCGUGAUGGUUGUGCCACCCUUCUACGAUGCGCUCACCUACGAGCAACUCACAGAGCUCAUGGCGGAGAUCCAUUCGUCGAGCGGCCUGCCGAUUGUCUACUACAACAUCCCUUCCGCCAGCGGACUGACCCUGACCGCCACCCAGAUCGCCGACCUCAGCGCCGUCGGCGUCAAAUACCUCAAGGACACCUCGGGUAACGCCCCCGCGUACACGGAGCUGGUCUUCGGCUUGUCCGACAAGAUCACCGCCUUCAACGGCUGGGAUACGCUGACCUUCUACGGGCUGGCGGCUGGGUCGGAGGGCGCCGUCUGGGGCGCCGCGAACCUCAUCCCCGAGCUGAGCGUCGAGCUGUGGAAUGCGGUCGCGGUCGAGAAGAACCUUGACAAGGGCCGCGCGCUGUGGCGCAAGGCGUGGCCGAUCUGCAAAUUCCUGGAGUCGCAUAACUACGCGGCUGCUGUCAAGACUGGGGUCGAGUUGAUGGGACAGUCGACGGGGGGUCUGAGGAAGCCGUUUGCGCUGCUCAAGGGGGAAGUGCGGGAGGAGCUGGCGAGGCUAAUGGAGAACGCCGGCGUGAAGGUUGUGCGGUAG